Messenger RNA from Aegilops tauschii subsp. strangulata, 1116 nucleotides. The record is from RefSeq and is a predicted model, not a curated record. Lineage: Eukaryota; Viridiplantae; Streptophyta; Magnoliopsida; Poales; Poaceae.
AUGGCACAGUCAAUUAAAAAGAUCUUUCCUACAAGUGUGCACCACUGUUGCCGCAGGCAUAUUAUGAAAAAAGCACAAGAAAAGCUUGGAGCAUUGCUGGGGCGAAACCCUGGCUUGUCCAAAGAUUUCAACAACUGUGUUGACUUCAUCUUGACGCUGGAAGAAUUUGAGGCAGGGUGGUGUGAGCUGAUGAUGAAGUAUGAGGCUAUGACUGACUCCCACUUCGAGAAUCUAUACAAGUACAGAGAGACAUGGGUACCCUGCUACUUCAAGCACCAAUUCUUCCCUUUCUUGCAGUCAACUCAACGCAGCGAGGGGUUCAACGCUGUCUUUAAGAGAUAUGUGAACCCACACAAGUCCAUUUUGAGCUUUGUGAAGCAAUAUCAGAAAAUCCAAACACACAUACUAGUCCGAGAGGGUUCAAAAGACUACAGGACAGGACAUUUACAGACUGAAAUGUGGUCAUCUUACCCAAUAGAGAAGCAGGCGUACGGAUCGUAUACUAGGGACUUGUACGAGAAGUUUCGUGAUGAGUUUCAGUUGACUACAAGGUACAAUGUGCGACCGCAUGGUGAAAACUUGUAUGAGGUUUACCCGAAUCAAGAGUGGGUUGCCAAAUAUGGUUCUAGGGGCUAUUUUGUCACGGUGGAAGCUAGUGCUGGAGACUACAGAUGUGACUGCUGCAAGAUUGAGAGGGACGGCCUGCUUUGCUGCCAUAUCUUGAAAGUUUCCAACCAACUUGGUGUUGAUGAAAUCCCAGCGCAGUACAUACUUAGAAGAUGGACACCUAUGGCAAUUCCCAACGCACCCCCUGCUGUCGAAGAGCAACCUGAUGAGAUGCCACCACAGUCGAAGAAGGAACUCAGGCAUGCAAAUUUGAUGAUGGAUUUUGGUAGUCUUGCCCGGGUUGCUAGUGCGUCAGAUGCUGUGACGGAUAUUGUAAAGAAACAUAUGCGUGGUGCGCGUCAUGAAAUCAAAAAUCUCAACAUGUCAAAGAAGAAGAAACUGGUAGCACCAACAAGUGGGCCCUCUGGUGGUCCUCCGCCAUCAGCUGAUGGUUCUGCACCACCACCGAGUAACUCCAAGGCAACUGGUGGCCCAUGCGGUGCGUCCUGA